Penaeus monodon (black tiger shrimp) is the source of this 1211-nucleotide messenger RNA. RefSeq names its product adenylate kinase isoenzyme 1-like. Gene Ontology annotation, biological process: nucleoside triphosphate biosynthetic process. The record is from RefSeq and is a predicted model, not a curated record. Gene Ontology annotation, molecular function: ATP binding; AMP kinase activity. Gene Ontology annotation, cellular component: cytosol; cytoplasm. Lineage: Eukaryota; Metazoa; Arthropoda; Malacostraca; Decapoda; Penaeidae.
GAGGUCGUGCUUGACCUCAUCGCCGAGGCCAUGCUCCAGAAGGUCUCCGCCUCCAAGGGCUUCCUGAUCGACGGCUACCCGAGGGAACAGGCUCAGGGCGUUCAGUUCGAGCAGUCUAUCCUGCCCUGCACCAAGGUCCUGUACUUCGAGGUUCCCGACGAGGUGAUGGUGGAGCGCCUCCUGAACCGCGCCAAGACCUCCGGCCGCGUCGACGACAACGAGGAGACCAUCAAGAAGCGCCUGGCGACCUUCCACAAGCACUCAGAGCCCGUGAUCCAGCACUACAAGGACAAGUGCGCCACCAUCGUCGCCCUCGGCUCUCCUGACGAGGUGUUCGCCGAGGUGCAGAAGGCCCUCAGCACCAUCCAGUGAGGAGGAGGUCCCGGAAACACACUCCCACUCCUAGCGUCAACCUCCUUCUCCUUCUUCUUCUUCUUCUUCUUCUUCUUCUUCUUCUUCUUCUUCUUCUCCUCCUCCUCCUCCUCCUCCUCCUCCUCCUCCUCCUCCUCCUCCUCCUCCUUCUUCUCCUCCUUCGCCUGGCUCUUGGGUUUCCCCCCUUUUGCGGCUCUCGUCCCCCUCUGUUUGACGUCUCCUCGUGCUCUUUCUCCGUGUCUGUUUCUGUGCUGCUCUUCUCUGGUCUUCCAAAGGCUCCGAACUCCCGAUUAUGUCUUCCUCGACAACCUCCAGAACUAUGCAUUACAAUUAAUUUAAGAGUGACUUCGGAAGAAAGCAAUACAAGUCUACGCAUCUGACCGAACAUUUACUCGAGGGAGCUAAAAUCACUUCCUCUUCGCGACCUGCUACUCUCCCAGCGAGAGAGUAAGUCACGUGGCACACGCAGUUAGCUAGACAUCACGAUUCUGUGUCUUGUCAACCUGCUAGGCAAAUGCUCACCAUGCACUUAAUUCCACAAAUCACGAGUGAAGGGAAAAGCUUUUUGGAUACGCCGACGUACAAGUGUCUCUCACAAGGAGGUUUAUUUUAAUCUAGUUCAGUGAUGGACUGCGCCCUUGUCAGUAGGAACACCGAAAGCCGAAGCGGCCGGCGCCCAUAUUGGGCGGCCGACGUCAGUUCUCUAUUGCUGUUAUCAUCGUCAUCAACUAUCAUGCUUUUUAAGUCAUUGCCAUAUUUUUCUUGGUGGAUAUUGACUUUAUUACAUAGGACGAUUCCACUUAUACUUUCGGACUUACGGAAUAAACUGUGACUCUGGA